GCCAAGGCCCCUCGCGCCAUGCGCGCUCAGCGCAUGAUCGUGCACGCCGCGGCUGACAAGGCCCAGGUGCUGUCCGAUGUGCGCGGCAUCAUCGCAGAGCAGCUGGGCACCGACCUCGACAAGGUGGCUGCCGACUCCAAGUUUGUGGACCUGGGUGCCGACUCCCUGGACACUGUGGAGAUCAUGAUGGCCCUGGAGGAGAAGUUUGACAUCCAGCUGGACGAGGAGGGCGCCGAGAAGAUCUCCACCGUGCAGGAGGCGGCUGACCUCAUUGCGGCCCAGAUCGACAAGUGAGCGCGGCGCUACGACGGCGGCAGCGCCCCCCACUGGGCGCCACCCCGGCCCAGCUGGGCCGCCAUGCCCGCGGGCAGGCCCCCGCCACCGGCCGGCCGCCUGUUGACAGUCGCGUCUCACCUCCCAAGCUUGCGUCUCCACCCCCUUGCUCCUGGCCCCUGUACUGCUUUCACUCCUCUUUCCCCCUAGGACUGCACCAGCAACUUGCUGCUUCCGCUGAGCGUCGUUGAAACGGUUUGUCCUCCCGUGUGGCUUACGGACGCAGUGGCUUAUUCUUUCCAAGACAAGGUUGCUCAUUAUGUAACCGUGUACAGCAGGC
Messenger RNA from Chlorella variabilis, 613 nucleotides. RefSeq lists its product as hypothetical. NCBI's taxonomy places the organism in Eukaryota, Viridiplantae, Chlorophyta, Trebouxiophyceae, Chlorellales, Chlorellaceae. The record is from RefSeq and is a predicted model, not a curated record. Gene Ontology annotation, molecular function: phosphopantetheine binding; acyl carrier activity. The transcript is spliced from 4 exons. Gene Ontology annotation, biological process: fatty acid biosynthetic process. The coding region runs from base 19 to 294 and encodes 91 amino acids.